AUGUUUCUCGACAGGUCCUCCGAAGGCGAACGCAAUACGCUGCCUCCCAUCUCUUCACUUUCUUCUCACGAUGACCAUUUCCGCAGAUCCGAUCCACAUAUGAGAGGAGAGGAUAACUCAGCCAACCGAUCAUUGCGUGCUCCUCUUACAAAAGCAGAAUCUAUGUAUGACGAUCCUAUGCGGAGGCCUUCGUCGGCACUAGACCACCAUCGGUCUCCUCUGGCUGGCUUACUCCCACGUCCCCAGCGUGAAAUGGAGCCCAUUCGCAAGCCAUCUUUCCCUCAGUCAGCUGAAGAGGCUUACGGAGCAUCUGCAAAUCCGCCUCAAUAUGCUCGCUCUGGCCCACUGCCGCCGCCCUUCCACCGCGAUCUCGAACGCGGUUCUCCUGUCUCUGACGAAGGUCCUUGGCGAUCUUCGCACGAAAGGCCCGAUCCACGCUUUGCUCCCAAAGAUGCUUACAGCCCGCAUAUGACUUCGGCACCCUACGCUGCCCGAGAUGAAGCCAGACCUGCUUUUGGGCCACACUCGUCCGAAGAUCCACACCGACCUCGUAUGCCAGCUCCUCCAAGCAACAUGUCUGACGAUGGUCCGUGGAGGGUCGCAUCGACGUCUCGUGACCGCGCCGACAUGCAUCCCGACGUCCUUGCACACCAACGCGCAAGGGAGGAAGAAUUGAGAUGGCGUGAAGAGCGUGGUGGCCGUCCCAUAUAUCCAUACGAUCAAGGUUCAGGCUAUCCUUCCAUGAGUCUUUACUCACAUGACCCGCGAAGUGCAGGUCGCCCACUCGAUCCUGAUCUCAUGGACGAUGGUCGACGCAUUCGUCGACGUGCGACUUCCAGCUUGGCCGAUGACGAUGCAGCUGCUCAACGAUAUCCACCUCCCGGUGCUCGUCCCUAUGGCUCUGACACCUACAGUCCGCCCGAGUCCAGAAGCCACAGCACUGCACUCACCCAAGCGAACAUGAGGCCGGGCAUGCUGGCUGGCAUGGAACCACCUCGACCUGCCUCGACACUCGGUGUCAUGCCCACUGCAUCUACGGCUGCUUCUGCGGCACCAGUGCAGCCAGCUUCAACCACCAACGCAGUCAAUGCCAACAGGCGAGUCGCUCAUCUUCUCUCCGAGCAAAAACGUCGCGAGUCAAUCAACACGGGCUUUGAGGACCUUCGUCAGGCUAUCCCUGCAUGCCGCGAUGGUCAGGACAGCAAAGCCAGCAUCCUCAAGCGUGCACUCGAAUACAUUCGAGUGCUCGAGUGCGUCGUUAAACGUCAACAUCGUCCUUCCUUUGAGAACGGUGCUAUUGGCGGUGGUUACAGCAACCGCAGCCCGCCUGAUGACAAAGAUGACUUCCGUCGCUUUGGUCGCCCCAGUGGCGAUGAAGAGCGUCGUGGUCCCAACAGGAAGAUGACCGGUAGCAGCAGUAGCAGCAGCGAGGCUGGUCCCGGUCCAAGGAUCGGUGGUCUGCCCUCCAACGCCUACGGUCAUGGCGCUGCCAAUGGUUACCCUCCCAUCCACGGUGGUUCACACCAUCUCAGAGGAUAUCCUCAGUACGGUCCGCCCCAUCUUCCGCCUGUGCCUCACCCUUCCAAGAAUGCAGCCAGGAACAUGAACGGCGCCCCUGCGAAGCGCUGGGCGGAGGAUUCGGAUGAGGGUCAACGCGAGCCUUCUCGCCGACGGGUCUCGGAUGGCGAGGAAGACGACGUUGAGCGUUCGCCUGUUGGAGCCAACUAUGUCACUGCCAUUGCACCUCCACGAUCACCUUUGCUACGUUCGCCCGCAUUAGAAAAGCCAAGAGAUUGGCACCGUCUCGACAACAAGUCGCUAGUCAACUCUGCUGUUCGUGUUUGA
Messenger RNA from Ustilago hordei, 1845 nucleotides. RefSeq lists its product as uncharacterized. Gene Ontology annotation, cellular component: RNA polymerase II transcription regulator complex. The coding region runs from base 1 to 1845 and encodes 614 amino acids. The record is from RefSeq and is a predicted model, not a curated record. Gene Ontology annotation, biological process: positive regulation of transcription by RNA polymerase II. The transcript has a single exon. Gene Ontology annotation, molecular function: protein dimerization activity; DNA-binding transcription factor activity. Lineage: Eukaryota; Fungi; Basidiomycota; Ustilaginomycetes; Ustilaginales; Ustilaginaceae.